AUGUAUAGCAGUAUGGCGAGCUCGGCGGGGAACAGGGCGAGAUUCAUUGCCGGAUUGAAGCAAUUUAUGGCUACAUAUGGUUUUGAUGGAGUGGAUUUGGAGUAUCCACAGGUUGAUGAUCUCAGAGGCGCUGACGGAGAUAAGGUCAAUUGUGUCUCUUUGAUCAAGGAGAUGAAGGCUACUUUCGGGACGAGAUACGGCAUUAGCGUCACGUUACCGACGUCGUACUGGUGCCUCCAGCAUUUCGACUUGCCUGGAAUUUAUGACUCGAUCGAUUGGUUCAACCUGAUGAGUUACGACAAUUCUGGGUUCAAGUUUAUUGGUCCAUUGGUACCGCCGCACACGAACAUCACCGAGAUCGAGGGUGGACUUGAUCUCCUCGGGAGAGCUGGCGUUGCUCCCAGCAAAGUGGUUCUAGGACAAGGCUGGACUUGCUGUGCCAGCUUUCUUAGCGCCGUUGGAACUUCUAUUCCAAUUAUUGGAGAGAUUGCUGAUAUUGCCGAGAUAGUAGCGACUCCAGCGAUUAUCGAAUUGUGUGUAAAAGGUGUCGAAAAAGAAGGCAAAGCUGAAUUCAAAGUCUUUGGGAAGGAGCACACCUUGGAUAUCAACAAACCAACUGAUAAACCAUCUGCAACACGCCUAAAGGAGUCUUCUCACUCGACUGCUAGCACUAAGACUGCCUGCUCUAAAAAACCUCAAGCCGACAUGGCAGCAAGGGAGAUUGAUGCGGAUGACGACGAUUGUCUUGAUGCGCAGAAGAAGAUGACAACAGAAACUGCAGACCACGCAGGGAUUGGACCAGACUUCAACGGAGAGUUCCUCUGCAUGUGGGCUACUGAAAGGCAAGCUUGUAUGCAUUACCGAUCGAUGCAUUCAGUACAUCCAGAUAGCCAUUAUAAUAGUAUCACCUGUCCGUAUUACUGGGUUGAUGCCAAAGGCAGACCAGUUGUAGCAGAGUACAACAAAGGUCGCAAGGCAGCUGGUUGGUUUGCAAGAUCCCAUUUGGAAGCGCAAAUUGCGAAAGAGACGAAUGGCCUCCAGCACUGUUCCACGAGGUCAACGAUGGCAGAGAAUUCCUGAAGAUCAAACCUGCACCUGUCACUCCGUUGACACGAGCUCAGUACGUGCGAUACUUACCAUUAACGGAAAAUCAAUUUGCAGGAG
Messenger RNA from Mollisia scopiformis, 1164 nucleotides. RefSeq names its product glycoside hydrolase. The transcript has 5 exons. Bases 1 to 1080 code for a protein of 359 amino acids. Gene Ontology annotation, biological process: carbohydrate metabolic process. The record is from RefSeq and is a predicted model, not a curated record. Lineage: Eukaryota; Fungi; Ascomycota; Leotiomycetes; Helotiales; Mollisiaceae.